AUGACAAGAAAGAAGAGAAAGUAUGUUGCAAUUCCAAAUAAGAGCCAAAGAAAAGCAACUCUCAAGAAAUGUAGAGAUUGCUUGUUCAGAAAAGAAAAACAGCUUUCAACCUUGUGCGAUGUUGAAGUGGGUGUAAUCGUCCAGGAUCAAGAGAAAAAGGAUGUUUUUGUCUGGCCAUCACACCAUGAAGUUGAAGAAAAGCUUAUGAGAUUCCUAAAUGUACCGGAUAUUGAUAGGAGCAGGAAAUUUUCUACACAUGAAAGCUUCCUUACAGGAACAGUGAGCAAGAUUGUUGAUCACACAAGGAAAGCUCACGAGAAGAAUGAUAAGAAAGAAAGGGAAUACCUCACGCAUAAACUCAUGAAAGGUAAGAUUACUAUCAAUGAACUUGAUAUGAUGCAAACAAAUGGAUUGAUUCAAUUGAUGCUUGAUAAGAUGAACCAGUGCAACAGAAGGAUCGCACAACUGGACAUGUUAGAAGAACAGGAGAACCAGUCACUUUCAACAGCCAAUCAACAUCUUCCCUCUCUUGUUCAGAUGAGAGGACAGAAUAAAGCUGGUGGAGUUUGGCGGAGUGGCGUGAAUGCAAUUUUCCCAGCUCCAGAAUUGAUUGAAAGCUACAAGAACGACCAAAGGUUCAGUGGCUAUAAUAGCAAUGUAAUCAUCCCAGAUAAAAGCCAGAUUUGUGACUUCAAAAAUGACCAAAUGUUCUUUGACAGUCAAACAAAUGCAUAUAUACCAAAUCCAAAAUUGAUUGAAGACUUGAAGUAUGACAACUGGCUAAGAGAGGCGAUGUUUAAUAAACCAAGCAACACUUUCCCCAGUUGUGCAAGUGACAUAGGGUUUCACCAUACCAAUGCAUGUAGUAAUGAAGGGAAUAAUAUGGUUAAUCAUAACACUGCAGGAAGCAGCAGUGGAGGAAAUCACAUGGAUAUCACACCACCAAAUGUUGCUGACCCUUCUUUUGGAACAAAUGAUGGAUUCCCUGAGAUUAUUGUUGUUUCACCUUGA
Messenger RNA from Coffea eugenioides, 1011 nucleotides. RefSeq names its product agamous-like MADS-box protein AGL80. Gene Ontology annotation, molecular function: DNA-binding transcription factor activity, RNA polymerase II-specific; RNA polymerase II cis-regulatory region sequence-specific DNA binding; protein dimerization activity. The coding region runs from base 1 to 1011 and encodes 336 amino acids. The record is from RefSeq and is a predicted model, not a curated record. Gene Ontology annotation, biological process: positive regulation of transcription by RNA polymerase II. The transcript is spliced from 2 exons. NCBI's taxonomy places the organism in Eukaryota, Viridiplantae, Streptophyta, Magnoliopsida, Gentianales, Rubiaceae.